AUGGAUCUUCCAAAUGGUGGAAAUGCAUUAGUCAUUAAAAACUCCAAAGAUAACAACAACCAGAAACUGCUUCCCCCUUCACCGCCUCCACCACCUCCGAUCCUCACUCCAACUAUUACCCAGCACCAUCAAUCUAAACGAUCUAUUCGUCUCAAAUCAAAGGCUCUUAUUAUUGUUUCUGCUUUCCUACUUACUGUGAUACUCCUCCAGAUUGUUAUUAUCGGCCUUAUUAUCAAUUAUCAUUAUGUACAGAAUGCAAAUAGUGGAUCUUCCCUUAUUGCGCGAGCAAAGGCCGGUAAAGCUCCGAGUGAAUUAGAGGUUCGUGGACAGAUACUACAACUUGCUGAUCUACUGAGUUGGGGUGCGAAGUGCAAUCGAGUGCUUCAUGAUCUCGUUGUCAGUUGCUAUGGGGCUCCGGACUACCUUGCAAGUGGGGGAAAGGUUCCCACAAAGCCAAGAGGUUUUCCCUACAAUAAAAGCCUCCCACGAAACUGGAAGCCACCCCCUCGACCGGGACACAAGACUCGAAAACCUCGACCACUGAAGCCUCUUUACGCAGAUGGGAAAACAAAUCAAACUCAGAGGGAACUCAUAGAGGAGGUGAUCAAUUCACAGGUUCCGCAGGUUGCGCCGAAUUCGACAGUAAUUGAAACAUGA
Messenger RNA from Rodentolepis nana, 657 nucleotides. The record is from the annotation of a GenBank genome assembly. Lineage: Eukaryota; Metazoa; Platyhelminthes; Cestoda; Cyclophyllidea; Hymenolepididae.